Catharus ustulatus (Swainson's thrush) is the source of this 1569-nucleotide messenger RNA. RefSeq names its product HscB mitochondrial iron-sulfur cluster cochaperone (gene HSCB). Gene Ontology annotation, cellular component: mitochondrion. The transcript is spliced from 8 exons. The record is from RefSeq and is a predicted model, not a curated record. Lineage: Eukaryota; Metazoa; Chordata; Aves; Passeriformes; Turdidae. Gene Ontology annotation, molecular function: protein-folding chaperone binding; ATPase activator activity. Bases 1 to 675 code for a protein of 224 amino acids. Gene Ontology annotation, biological process: protein complex oligomerization; [2Fe-2S] cluster assembly.
AUGCGGGCGGCGCUGCGGGCGCAGCUCGGGUGGGCGCGCCGGGCGCUCCGCGGGGCCGCCGUGCUGGGCCACGCCCCGGGGCCGCUCUGCUGGAGCUGCGGCGCUGCCCUCCCCGGUACCGAUGGCUCGCCGCGCUUCUGCCCCGGCUGCCAGGCUCUGCAGCCGCCGGCACCGCGGCCUGACCUAUUCCGCCUGAUGAACUGUGACCGCUCCUUCCGCAUCGACGAGCGGCAGCUGCAGCAGCGGUUCCGGAGCCUGCAGCGCGCCGUCCACCCCGACCGCUUCGGCCAGAGGCCGCCGAAAGAGCAGUUCUACUCUGAGCAACACUCUUCCCUGAUCAACAAGGCCUACCAGACCCUGCUGAACCCUCUGAGCCGUGGCCUCUAUCUACUGGAGCUGAGUGGAGUGGAGCCAGUACAAGAGACAGACUGUGAUGCAGACUCAGCGUUCCUUAUGGAAAUAAUGGAAAUUAAUGAGAAAAUAGCAGAGCACAAAAAUGAGGAUAGCCUUGAAGAAAUUGAAACUUUAAUUAAAGUUAAACAAGAAGAACUGACCAAAGAGGUGGCUGCAGCUUUUGAAAGAGAUGAUCUUCAGGAAGCCAAGAAGCUGCUAGCAAAAAUGAAAUAUUUUGCAAACUUAGAGGAUAAGCUAAAGGCCAAGAAGGUCCCUUCCUGAUGUUGCCUCCUUUGCUAUUAAGAGUUGACUUUGCACAUGUGAUCUCCUCAGCUUUUCAGAGCACUUUUUUGAGCAUUGGGACACACCACAGACUUCCCCAAAUUAAUUGUGCAAAGUGCACAAUGUUUUGAAAACCAGUUCCUAAAUAGAUACUCGGUAUUGAACAAGAAAGAAAAGAUUUGUUUUUUGUCUCAGGAAUUAUGAGGAAGAUGAAAGCAGCAACAAAGAAGCACUCCAGUAAGAACACCACAAAACAAUACUGCUUCAGUCCAUUCUGAAAAUAAACACGAUUGCAACAUAUUUCAAGUGUAAUAGUAGGUUUGAGAAAAUAAGCUUUUUGUUUCCAUUCACACUUAACAUGCUGCUCUGAUGUUUUUUAAAAAGAGUCAUUCAACCUAUUCUUUACCUGUAACUUUUUAGAUAAAAGACUGUCAAGUGCUGUGCAAUUACUUUUAUUUUAAAAAUAAGAUAAACCAUUGAAACAGUUAAAUGUCACCAUCUAGGGAGAAGUCAACAUUUACUACUUAGCUGUCACAUAUUUUAAGAUUGUAUGAUUUAAGUUUUUCUGAAUGUUAAUAUUUUUCAAUGCUGUAUGUUAAAAAUAAACACAACUGUCUUACUGAGAAGCAGAGCUCAACCAUGAAAAAAGGACAGGCAGAUCCAGAUACCCUGAUGCAUGCUGUUCCUGCAGGUUUUGCUGGCAAGAAUAUGUGCUAAAACUAAAAAUACAAAGCUGGAGAUGAAAGCCUUCCCUAAUAAUCUUCUGUUUAUAGAACUCUCUGUCAGUUCAGGAAGUUCUCAGAGAUAUGACUCACUGGCCACAGGUGUCACCUCAAUGUUACUUUGUCAUAGAAGCACAAGGCACUAUUAAAAAAAUGUUUUAUCUAAAUCUCA